AUGGAGGUCCCGCUUGGCAUCCUUCCAGGGGGUGGCGCCUGCGUGAAUCUCCGGCGCUUGCUGGGUGCUGGCCGGGCGAUGGAGGUGGUGCUGUCUGGAGAUGAUGUGGAUGCCCAGACAGCAGAGCGCUGGGGUCUCCUCAACCGCUGCUUCGAAGACAAAGCACGGCUUCGAGCACACGUCGAUGCCUUGGCUGCCCGGUUGGCUUCUUUCCCGCCUGAGGCGCUGCGCUGUGCGAAGGAGGCAGUCCUGGCAGCCGAGCGAAUGCCUCACACAGAGGCUCUGAAGGAGAACCUGAUGCUUUUUUACCGAUCUACGCGGGGACCAGAGGCCAAGCAACGCAUGGAGUCUUUCCUCAAGAACGGUGGCCAGACUUUGGCUGGUGAGCAGGAGCUGCAGCGAACCCUCAGCAAGCUCUGA
This is a messenger RNA of Symbiodinium necroappetens, 420 nucleotides long. NCBI's taxonomy places the organism in Eukaryota, Dinophyceae, Suessiales, Symbiodiniaceae. The record is from the annotation of a GenBank genome assembly.